Molecule: messenger RNA, 3050 nt
Organism: Branchiostoma floridae (Florida lancelet)
Lineage: Eukaryota; Metazoa; Chordata; Leptocardii; Amphioxiformes; Branchiostomatidae
Product: tctex1 domain-containing protein 1-like
Exons: 4
Coding region: 905-1558 (217 amino acids)
Biological process (GO): microtubule-based movement
Cellular component (GO): cytoplasm; cytoplasmic dynein complex
Molecular function (GO): dynein intermediate chain binding
Source: RefSeq, a predicted model, not a curated record
GUGGAGAGGCCUUCCUGAAGGAGUGCACUAGUGCCCUCUACCGGACUCGUCACAGUUUGCACAGCUGGUACUCGGGCCUGCUCAUCACAAACGUAACCAUAGCGACGACAGGACGCCCGAUUGAUCAACGAGGACGAGUGACAGUCGAAAACGUCGUCAAGCAUGUAUCAUCCCUCUUAAGGUUGGUUUCUGACGACAACUCAGGAAAUGUCUUCGUGACGUUAAGGGCCACGCAAGACUGACAGGAACCACGUGACUUACUGAGGGGCGUUGUGCAGGUAAACAGUGUUACCUGUAGAAUAAACAUCCCGUCGUCUGAACCAAGGUUAAACAACCUCUCCUGAGUUACACUUCAGACGACUCUAAAAGUGUUCUUCAAACAGGAAUCUGUUUGUCUGUCUGUCUGUCUGUCUGUCUGUGGAGAUGCAACCCUGACCAAAAAGUCAUCAUAAAAACAUCGCCUCACGAUCGUCAGAUUCGUCUAUCCAACAUUAGGACGGCUGUUUGAGAGAGAACUCUGGCCUUCUAGGGACAAGGUAGCUGGCGAAAGAUUACCACUCAAGAGCUGAAUUCAGGUCAAAAGGGACUGAACUUUCCACAUAGAGCACUUCAGAGCACUUUUACUGCAGUAGAUCUUACAGGUACUUGGAUGGCACUAGAGACCAGCACUGGUACUCAGAACAACGUUUGAGGAUUUCUACCGAGACCACAGGCUACAAAAGGAGCUCACUGCCGCGUAUUAACUCCACGGCGCCACCAUCUCAUUCAUACCCUGGCGACCUGAUUUCAAGGACCGGAUUGUGUACUCUCUCCCCGCACAAAUUAGUAUUCGGGGAUUAAGUUUUCAAGGCUCAGCCAGUGUGUGAUUUGUCGACGCGUCUGAGUGGGUACUACUACGUCAGAGAUGGCUUCAGUCAGCCAGCUGACAGAGGAGAGUUUGGACCGCUUCAACGCGAUGGAGGGAACGGCGGGGUCUCCCGCUCUCCGAAAGAUGUCGACCCGGGCGUCGUCUAUGGGCUCACAGGAAAGCAGCAUGACCGCGGGGACGGGCCGGACCUUCCAACGGAGAGACCUUCGGGGAGGAAGCAAGUUCAGCCCGCUGAAGAGAUUCUCCAUGGUCGCUAUGAGCACCAUAAUGUCCCGGAGAAUGAGCUUCGCCGGCACGUCGCAGUCGAGCAGAGGGAAGCGAGCGAAAACCAAGCAGGAGAACACGUACAAAAUGACUCCAGAUGAAGGGAAGAAGUUCUCGCCCACAAAAGUGGAAGGUGUUAUGAACAUGGUGUUACAACAGUACCUGGAGAACGAGAAAUACGACCCGAACACUAGCGCGAACCUGACUACCAUCCUAGCAGAUGUGAUUAAGAACAGAGUGAAGGAACUCAACUUCCCUCGCUACAAGAUCGUCAGCCAUGUCUGUAUCGGACAGACGGACAACAACACCGUGGAACUGGGCAGUCGCUGUUUGUGGGAUCAGUCGAACGACAACUAUGCUACUGUGACCUACAGGAAUGAAUCGUUGUUCGCAGUGGCUACUGCGUACGGGGUGUAUUUUGAAUGAAAUUCUUGAAGGAUUCAAGAAGGAUUCUCGUUGCAACCAUCCAGCAAGUAAUGCACGAACUUCUAGUAUGCAUUCAAUGUGGAUAUGAACCUUCUCAUUUUCAACAAUGUCAAAUGGCAUUCUUGAAGACAUCUUCUGAGGAACUUCGCGGUAACGUAGGAUCUAAUUCUAUAACUCAUACAUUUACAAUGCAUUCGUAAGAUAGAAUAAUUUAAGAUGAAGAAUUUUCUGCCCGAUGUCUGAAUAUCUUACAUCAUUACUUUGCAUGCAGUUCCAAACAAUUACAAACUUUUUGUACAUAUCACUUUUGAACAUAUUGUAACACCUUUUGAUGUACAGUAAUUUUUAGGAUGGAACCAUAUCAUUUUAUUAUUAAAGGUAAUUAAUUAAAGGGUGCCAAACAUUAGGGACUGACAAGUAAAGUGAUAUAUAUAGAGAAGGGCUGGGCAAAUAUUCACGUGUAUUAUUUAGGUCAACAAUAAGUGCAUAGUUAUGUAUUUUACGUAUUUUCUUUCAUCAGCACUGUGUAGUUUCUACGCAAUUUUCCCUCUGUAAAUGUCUUAUUAUGUCAGCCCCCCUCCCCCACGAUCUAUACAACUCGUCCCUAUGUUGUUUUACAGCCUUCCUGAUAAUGCGAUUUGAUACAUCAUGUUGUUAGCAUAUGCGUUAUGUAUGUAUAGAAAUGUAAUAGUAUGUGAAUGCAAUACUAGUGCUAUGUAUUUAGCAUCUAACACCAAUGGUUCAUCCUUUAACAUACUCAUCAGGAUUUGUGUAUAAUCAUCACCAUACAAAACGUAAUCAUUCAGACAACUCUUUGAAGUUUUUCUUCCGCUGAUCUACUUAAAACCCACAUCACCUUAAGGAUAUCUUGGUCUUCCCGAAGGAUUCUAAGGAUUACUUUCCUAGUUAUUGUUGUAGGAUUUUCUCUAUUUGUAAAGAAUGAGUAGAGGAUUGUACUGAAAAUAUAUUCACUAACAAAACAUCUCUGUGUUUACUUCAAAGGGUAUUUACCUCUUUUCCCAGAGGUUUGAAACAUAUGAUAUGUCACAAUUGGAGGCGUCCGGAAAGAAGACAAGAAGAUGAUAAUACAUUUCACUGACAGCUGGGGUGGUGAUCAAUUAUGCAUUCUUUGAGAAUAACUAUUGUGUUUUGUUGCCAUGGCAACGAUCCUUAGGGCACAAGUGUCCAGGGUAUAUGAAAGAAAGCUUUUAGUCAUCUUGAAAGAAGUGAUGAAUCACUUUCCGUUCCUUUAAAUCCAGAUCGUUGACAGAUAAAUUUAGAUCCAUAUGUUUGGGUGGCGUAUUGCAAGAAUCCUUGCUUACUAUGUCGUGCGUUUUGGUGUCUUAUAAUUUGAAAUGUUUACCUACGUAGCUCACCCUUUGGGUAGGAAGAAAGCCAUUACAAUAGCAUAGCUACGUUCAAUAUAAACAUUUGCCACUCAGUUGCAUCGCUAUACAUAUGUGCCCACGGCCAUCAACGUAUUUAUCAAACC